Messenger RNA from Epinephelus lanceolatus (giant grouper), 2184 nucleotides. Its product is annotated as pancreatic secretory granule membrane major glycoprotein GP2. Lineage: Eukaryota; Metazoa; Chordata; Actinopteri; Perciformes; Serranidae. The record is from RefSeq and is a predicted model, not a curated record.
UUUUCUUCCGCCAGACAAUCUUCUUAAAGCUAUUUGUCUGUUAAAACAAUGCCAGACAAUUCAGCCCAACACUUGCACCUGUCUUAUUUGCAAGACAAAACAGCACAAGAUUCAGUGUCUUGGAGACUAAUCUUGUAAAUUUAACUCAUAAAAGUCGCAAAAUGUGAAGAAGUUUUCAGUGUCAAUUAUCUCAUCUUUUUCUCUUCUGUUAUCACUUGCAAAUUGUUUGAGCAAGUUUAAAGGAUAUGCAGCUGUUUUUAGAUUUCUUCCAUUUCAAGGUUUUUUUGAAUGUGAUAAAUAAUCUUUCCUGACUUGUGUUUGCUUGCUCAAGUAUUUUACAGUCUCCUCCACCACACACACAUACACUCACAAGUCUUUGGCAUCGCGACUGAAUUGCCUUUGACUCGUAAUGACUUUCUUUUUGCCUGACUGACUGGGAUUCCCGCACCAGUAAAGAUUUUAAAAUGUCCAGACAAAGGAUGUGGACAACAAAGAGUGGCAGCCUAGUACUGUUGUUCCUCCUCACAUGGUUACCAGACUUCUUGUUGCUCCCUGUAGUAAGACACAGUUGUAAGAUGUUUACUAAGAGGACAUGGCCACAGUAGGCGGUAACAUACGUGUUACCUUGGACUCCCCCCAGUUUCCCCUAUUCAUGUGCGGAAUCUCAGUGUUGGUGGGGACAUCAUUCAAGCUGGUGUUUUAAGGCCAGAGGGAGGCUCCCAGUUCAUUAGAGCUGUGUUUCGAGGGUUGGAGUAAGAGAGGGGUGCUACGUCUUGUGGUGACAGCGAGCUGUGGUGAAUAGUCCACCAGAAUAUUCACGGAGUUGCGGGGAGAGGGCCAAAAGGUAGCGGAGUGGCUGAGCUGAGAGGAACCAGAGGGAGAGUCUUUGGAAGAUGGCACCUGCCAGUUUGGUUUUUGCCUGGUUACUGUUCACCAUGAGGAUGGUCACCUCGGCAGAGUAUCUAGCACCUAAGGAGGAGGAGGAGCUCAAUGAAACUGUCACUUGCACCAACGACCAUAUGGAGGUUGUUAUUCCCAGUGCUUUCUUCCUCAAGAAAGUGCCUCCAGUUUACGUUUGGGAUUUGCAUUUAAAUGACCCAGAGUGCCGCGGCGUCGAGAUCGGAGAUGACUACGUUUUCAGCAUAAAGACGAACCUCUCUGACUGUGGAACAAUAAUGGCUUCAGAUGAUACACACAUCAUGUUCAUAAACACCAUACACAACAACGACACAAAUGUUAUAACCAGAAACUAUAUCAACAUAACAUUUAUGUGCCGCUACCCCAUCAACUACCUGGUCCAGCAACCCGAUGGUGAAAACAUGAUUAGAGUUGAUGUCAGAACCAUCACUCUGAACACAGAGGAUGGGAACUUUUCGGUGUCGAUGUCACUGUACAAAGAUGAAGCCUUUGAGGACAGAUGGACCACUGUGCCGUCACUGACGCUGGAUGAUGACAUCUUUGUGAAAGUUUUCAUGAUACCGGCUCACCUGAUGCUGCGUAUGGAGAGAUGCUGGGCUACACCGACCAGUGAUCCAUAUAGUAAUAUUCAGUACACCUUCAUCCGAGACAGCUGCCCGGUGUUAUCGAAUGAACAGACCCUGAGCGUGCUGAAGAACGGCCAGGGCCCUGAGGCCAUGUUCAGGAUACAAAUGUUCAAGUUUGUUGGCAGCUCUUACACCGUCUUCCUCCACUGCAACGUCCAGAUCUGCCACAACACGGCGGGGCUGUGCCAGCCUAACUGUUCCAGUGAAGGUGAAGAUGAGUUAAUCAGGAUACGGAGAGACAUCCCGCUGUCCCAUACAGUGUCUUACGGACCAAUCAGACGACUGCUAGCCAAUAGUGAAAAGCCCAGUCUGAAUGCAGGCGGAGUCCCUCCCGUGGAGACCUUUGUCCUCGGGGGGCUGCUGGUCGUCUUGCUGCUGAUCACAGGAGUGUUUGGGAGGCUGUGGCUCCGCUCCAGACGUUUCUACCCAGCACGAGAGGCGCAGCUCACCCUGUCCAACAUUCACCACAUCUCAGAGGUGGCCUCAUGAAUCAGGACAUGGACACAUAAACACAUAAACAUGUACAUUACAAAUGUACAGGUGUGAUUUAUGAUAAUAAUGAAAGUCUUGCAUGUGUUUCUCUUUGUAGAAUGAGUUUCUUGAAUUGUAAGAUAUCAGCUUGAAUAAAGGUCGCCUUCAA